Parastagonospora nodorum SN15 is the source of this 732-nucleotide messenger RNA. RefSeq lists its product as hypothetical. The transcript has 5 exons. Gene Ontology annotation, molecular function: syntaxin binding; soluble NSF attachment protein activity. Bases 1 to 732 code for a protein of 243 amino acids. NCBI's taxonomy places the organism in Eukaryota, Fungi, Ascomycota, Dothideomycetes, Pleosporales, Phaeosphaeriaceae. The record is from RefSeq and is a predicted model, not a curated record. Gene Ontology annotation, biological process: SNARE complex disassembly; intracellular protein transport. Gene Ontology annotation, cellular component: vacuolar membrane; SNARE complex.
AUGCAAAAAAUGGGAAAGGAAGCGGGUGAGGCGUUCGAGAAAGCAGCAGCAGUACAAAGACAGAACCUGAACGAGCCCGACGACGAAGCAAACACUCUUACAGAGGCUUUCAAACUAGAGGCGUACAAGAAGGAUGAUCCGGAGGCCGCCGCACGAUGCCUCGACAGAGCCAUCGCACAGUACUGUAGCAAAGGCAACUUCCGUCGCGCAGCCACUCACAAGCAAAAUCUGGGCGAGCUCUUUGAAGUGGAGCUCGGCGACAACGCCAGAGCUGGAGCCGCGUAUGAAGAAGCUGCUGGCUGGUACGAAGCUGCUCUUGCUAACAAGUUAUGGCUUAAGACUGCCGAUCUUGUAGCCCUCGACGGCAAGGACUACUACAAGGCCAUUGAGCUUUACGAGAAGGUUGCCAAGACAUCAAUCCAGAACAAUUUGAUGCGAUGGUCCGUCAAGGAAUAUCUACUCAAGGCCGGUAUCUGCCAGCUCUGUACAGGAGAUCAAGUUGGUGUAAACGCCGCGCUCGACCGUUACCGAGACUUGGACCCAAGCUUCGUCCAGCAGCGAGAGCAUCAGCUCCUUGUGGACUUGACACAAGCUGUGCAGGAUGGAGACCAAGAGAUGUUCGCCGAUAAGCUGUUCCAAUACGACCAGCUGAGUAAGCUGGACAAGUGGAAGACCACAUUGCUUUUGAGAAUCAAGGGCACUAUUGAAGAGACAGGCGAGGAUUUCUCAUAA